UGGACCGCCCUUUUGGGGGGCCAUUAAGUGCCGCGGAGAACCAGGUGCUCCACAUUCGAGCCGCACGCCAGCCGACUGCCAACGAUCGACCGCGUCGCCGACUUAUGUAUCUAUAUCCCGCGAUCGUGAAUAGCCGCUGGCGACACCGUUAGCCGAUAAUUCAGUAAGCCGCACACGCUCGUGCGAGGCACUUGGAUAGCUCGCUUCCCAGCCCACCUCUUGUACCUUCACCCGGCCUCCGACUCAAAUCUAAUCGCAGUGAAAGUGGAUUUCCGAUUAGGAGUGGAGCGAUAGGAACCCAGCACUGCUCCCUUCGUUCGGCAGUGUACUUCAGCGUUCAGUCUUUCCUCAGUUUCGGUUGCGAGCGAGUGGGAAAACUAGCUGGCAGCAUGGGCAUCAAGGUCAAGGAGACCACUCCCCAGCAAAUCGAGGAGCUGCGCGGGAGGUUCAACAGCAAGUACGCCUCGUCGCCCCCAGCAGCACCCUUCCACCCCACCGAUAUCGAUCGCAUUCGCAACGAUCAUCUCUGGCUGCAGCGGUUCCUGGAAAUGCAUGACCACGACAUGGAGGCGUCCUUCAGCAAGCUGUGGGAUACCUGUGUCUGGCGCCAGUCCUACGGGGCCAAUGAUCUCGAGCCCAGCCAGCUGAACCAGGAGUACCUGAACGAGGGAUCGGUGUUCGUGCACAGCAGCGAUGUGGAUGGAAAGCCCCUGUUGAUAUUCCGCGUUAAGCUGCACAGCAAGUCCAAGAACCUGGACGAGCUGAUCCGCAUCGUGGUGUACUGGGUGGAGAGGACCCAGAGGCAGCAGCACCUGACCCAGCUGACCAUAUUCUUCGACAUGGCUGGCACGGGACUGGCCACCAUGGAUCUGGACUUCGUCAAGCGCAUUGUGGAGACAUUCAAGCAGUACUAUCCCAACACCCUGAACUACAUUCUGGUAUACGAGCUGGCCUGGGUGCUGAAUGCCGCCUUUAAGGUCAUCAAGGCCCUGCUGCCGCCAAAAGCGGUCGAGAUUCUGAAAAUGAUAUCGAAAAAGGACAUUGGCCAGUACAUUACCAAGGACAACUGCCUGGCCAGCUGGGGUGGCGAGGACAACUACGAAUUCAGCUUCGUGCCGGAGGCCAAACAGGUUACAUCCAAGCCACUGGCUGCCAAUGCCGGCGAUGAUGAGCAGUUCGCGGAUGUGGACAAGAAGGUCACCUUUGCCAAUACCGCUCCCAUGGUGCUCAAGGAGUCCAACAUCAACGAGAUGCACACUCCGUCCGAGGGCAUGUUGCAUAUUAACCCCAAGGAGUUUGUCAACUUCAACUCCAAGAAUGCGGAGGCCACGCUGAACCUCAAGUCGAUAGCCACCUCGGCCGUGACGUACAAGAUCCAGACCACAUCGCCGGAGAAGUUCCGUGUGCGACCGCGUUGCGGCAUCAUCCAACCCAACCAGGAGGCCGCCAUCAGCAUAUGGCUGAAGUCGGAGCACCAGCUGAGUGGCGAGAGCAAGGACAAGUUCCUGGUGAUGGCCAUGCUAGCGCCGGGCGGCGAGUGUGGCGGCUCCGACGUGGCCGAGCUGUGGCGGAACAAAUCCCCCUCGGCGGUGGACGUGGAACAGCAUCGGUUGGUCUGCCGCUUCGAUGAGAACAAACCCAAAGCGCAACCGGAUUGCGCAGCCAAGGCCAGCAAGGCCAGUGUGGACUGCAAGAAGCCCGCUGUUGGACACGAUCCGGCCUCGGCGAUGGAGCGCCAGUUGGCGUUCACCCAGAAUCUGCAAUACGUGACGCUGGCGCUGCUAUUGCUGCUGUUCGCGGGCUUCGGAUUUCUGAUGUACCAGCAGCUGGGACACCACGCCUCUACCUGUCCCAAGGCGACGGCGUACUCGUGCGCCAAGCGCAAAUAAUAUUUACUUUCACCGUGUAACCUGACCAGGCAGGAGCUGAACGAUGCCGCUAGCAAAGGCCACAAUAAUAACGAACACGACUGCGACUGCCCAGAGCUGGAGAACUGCGCUUGUGCUUUUGAUUUGAUGGAUUUGGGUCUGGAUUGCGCCGAGACGAUGGACCAAUUCGAUGGCGAGUGCCUUGAAGCACUGAUCCAGACGCAUCUGCAGCUGUGCCGCAGCUGUCAAGGCAUCGGCGAUCGGCAGCUGGGCGGUGUUGCUGCUGGCGGCCAUUUGCUGGCUCUCAUCGCCUUCGCAAGGAAGCUGGUGCGCGUCGUCCUUUCGCUAUCGCUGCUGUGCGGCAUCUUGUUCGUGAGCUUCUACCUGGGCAGCAACUACGGCGGAAACUCCACCACCACCACCACCUCUACCAUCACCACCUCCCUAGCCACAGUCGACUCAGGCAGAGGCCAUCGUCAGCCGUGUUACUACUCGUAGUCAAGCCAAAACCCACACCUAUAUAAGCCAGGGUGGUUCGAUUUGUUCACCAGAAAUUGCAAUUUAUACCAUUCUGUAUGUCAAUGCUCCAUUUCGACCCUUGCCAGGUAUUUACAAUGCAAGUAGGGAAAUAUUAAAUCUUUUAUACCUACUUCAAAGGCUUGCUUGAAAUUGGUCUGGUUUUUCUUUCCAAGAGGACGAUCGGCCGAACUUCGAAUUAAAUCUAGUUUCUUGAAAUUGUUAGCAUACCCUUGCAUUUGAAGGUACUUCCAUUUUGUGUUCCUACGAAUCGAGCCACCCUUAAUAUAAAAAUAUUUAUAUACACAUCUUUAGAUCUACAUAUGUCAAGAGUAACAAUUUCGUGUUUCCUGAUAUUCGAGUUCGAAGUAAAUGGUAUCCGUGCUUACUGCCCA
Drosophila biarmipes is the source of this 2779-nucleotide messenger RNA. RefSeq names its product motile sperm domain-containing protein 2. NCBI's taxonomy places the organism in Eukaryota, Metazoa, Arthropoda, Insecta, Diptera, Drosophilidae. Bases 390 to 1889 code for a protein of 499 amino acids. The record is from RefSeq and is a predicted model, not a curated record. The transcript is spliced from 7 exons.